Messenger RNA from Oncorhynchus nerka (sockeye salmon), 4499 nucleotides. Its product is annotated as voltage-dependent T-type calcium channel subunit alpha-1H-like. Gene Ontology annotation, molecular function: low voltage-gated calcium channel activity; voltage-gated sodium channel activity. NCBI's taxonomy places the organism in Eukaryota, Metazoa, Chordata, Actinopteri, Salmoniformes, Salmonidae. The record is from RefSeq and is a predicted model, not a curated record. Gene Ontology annotation, biological process: calcium ion import; positive regulation of calcium ion-dependent exocytosis; membrane depolarization during action potential. Gene Ontology annotation, cellular component: voltage-gated calcium channel complex; voltage-gated sodium channel complex; neuron projection.
UUGAGCACGUCUCCAUGAUAGUGAUUCUCCUGAACUGUGUGACUCUGGGGAUGUACCAACCCUGUGAAGACGUCACCUGUCAGGCUGAGUGGUGCCUCAUACUACAGGUGUUUGACGACUGUAUCUUUGCGUUUUUCGCGGUGGAGAUGGUCAUUAAGAUGGUGGCUCUGGGGAUCUUCGGUUCUAAGUGUUACCUUGGCGACACUUGGAACCGACUGGACUUCUUCAUCGUCAUGGCAGGGAUGAUGGAGUAUUCUCUGGACGGACACAACGCCAGUCUGUCAGCUAUCAGGACCGUACGCGUUCUGCGGCCGCUUCGGGCAAUCAACAGAGUCCCUAGUAUGCGUAUCCUGGUGACACUGCUCCUAGACACUCUCCCCAUGCUGGGUAACGUCCUGCUCCUCUGUUUCUUCGUCUUCUUCAUCUUCGGCAUCGUCGGCGUGCAGCUGUGGGCGGGGCUACUGAGAAACAGGUGCUUCAUGGGAGAAGACUUCAGAACGCUCUAUAACCUGUCAUUGAGUGUGUACUACCAGCCGGAGGAGAGCGAGGAGGACCCCUUCAUCUGCUCAGCAAUUCGGGAGAACGGAAUGUUGCGUUGCCAUGACGUCCCGCCCUACAGCGAGGGAGGGGCCGAGUGCUCGCUGCCCGCGCCCUCUCUUGACGGGGAGGGCGGGGCAAGAGACGGCUGUGUGAACUGGAACCAGUACUAUAACGUCUGUCGGCCCGGCAACGUCAACCCUCACAAAGGAGCGGUGAACUUUGACAACAUAGCCUACGCAUGGAUAGCCAUAUUCCAGGUGAUAACCCUGGAAGGCUGGGUGGACAUCAUGUACUACGUUAUGGAUGCUCACUCCUUCUACAAUUUUAUAUAUUUUAUAUUCCUCAUCAUAGUGGGCUCUUUCUUCAUGAUCAACCUGUGCCUGGUAGUCAUAGCGACCCAGUUUGCGGAGACGAAGCAGCGUGAGAACGCGUUGAUGCGCGAGCAGCGAGCGCGUUACAUGUCCAACGACAGUACUCUGGCCAGCUACAGCGAACCGGGAUCCUGCUACGAAGAGAUGCUGAGAUACGUUUCACACCUCUACCGUAAACUGACCCGACGAGUACAACGCAUGUACACAACCUGGCACAGUAAGCGUCGUAAGAAGGUAAACCCUAACGGAGGAGGAAGUGGUCCGGGGGUCGGCCGCAGAACGUCCGGAAACGCCCCCUGGCUCCGCCCCGUACACAACCUGCUGCAGCAUCACCAGCGCCACCACUGUCGGCACAGCAACGGAGGACACACCCCCGUAGCAACAGUCCCCCUCUAUGUCUCUGUGUUCCCCUCUGUCUCUGCAGUGAUGGAGUUGACUGAUGUCCUGGAGAUCAGUAACAUCGUGUUCACCUGCAUGUUCCUCCUGGAGAUGAUUAUCCUAGGCAUGCACCUGUUUGGGUGUAAAUUUAAUCAGCAGAUGGAGAACGGAGACACCAUCCCAGACCGCAAGAACUUUGACUCGCUACUCUGGGCCAUCGUUACUGUGUUCCAGAUCCUGACUCAGGAGGACUGGAAUGUGGUCCUGUAUAACGGCAUGGCCUCCACCUCUCCUCUCGCGGCUCUCUACUUUGUGGCUCUGAUGACGUUUGGGAACUACGUCCUCUUCAACCUGCUGGUGGCCAUCUUGGUGGAGGGCUUCCAGGCUGAGGGUGAUGCCAACCGGGCGGACUCUGACGAUGACAAGAGGUCUGAUGACGAUGGAGAGGAGGAGAAGAAGGAGAAGGUUGAAGAGCUGAAAGACACAGAGCUGAAGAUGUAUUCUCUGAUGAUGACGGCCAACGGUCACGCGGACCGCAACACUCUGGCCCCUCCAAUAACCAUCACGCGCACGGCGGCGACACCCGUGCCGACGCCCAAGAGCUCAUUGGGCCCCGAGUCCGUUCUGGGGGAGGGGCUCGUGUGUUCAGACUUCGGGGAUUCUCGUCGCGGCAGCGCUGCUGCUUGCAUAGACACCUACGACCAGCGCUCUCUGUCCAGCCCCGGCCAGCACUCGCCCCUCCCUCCCAGAGGUCAGGGUUCAGUCAGUGGGUGGGGCAGCAGGAGGUCAAGUUGGAACAGCCUCAGCCGCGCCCCCAGCCUCAAACGCAGCAAAACCAGCGGAGAGAGGGAGAGUCUGCUCUCAGGGGAGGGAGGAGGGGAGGAGGAAGAGGGGGCCUUAGAGCUGCUACAGGUGUCCUCUCUGGGCCCGUCUGUAACAGGGGAGUACGGGGACUGUAACGGGAGGAGUCUUCAUCACAUGACCUAUGACCCCAACAAGGACCUUUCACCUGACGAUGACAUGGAGGAGGACAACCUGUGGUUCCGGGUCAGGAGAACGCUGCAGAGCCACAAGCCACGCUGGUGUAGAGAACAUGAAGACUGGAACCUCUACCUGUUCUCCCCUCAGAACUCGUUCCGUGUGUGGGCUAAGGGGAUGAUCUCUCAUAAGAUGUUUGAUCACGUGGUCCUCCUCUUCAUCUUCCUCAACUGCAUCACCAUCGCUCUGGAGAGACCCGGCAUUCUGCCUCACAGCACCGAGAGAGUGUUUCUGAGUGUCUCCUGUUUCAGUCUGUUGUCUGUUUCACGUGUUCUGUUGACUGUCAUCUUCCUGGCUGAGAUGACUGUCAAGAUUUCAGCGUUGGGGUUCUGCUGGGGUAAACAGAGCUACUCUGAAGAGCAGCUGGAAUGUUCUGAUGGGAUCCUGGUCUUUGUCUCUCUGGUGGACAUCCUGGUUUCUCUGGCCUUGACUGGAGGGAACCGCAUCCUGGGAAUCCUCAGAGUACUACGUUGUCUACGCACACUACGACCUCUCAGGGUGAUCAGUCGAGCCCCAGGGCUGAAGCUGGUAGUGGAGACUCUGAUCACCUCUCUGAGACCCAUCGGGAACAUCGUCCUCAUCUGCUGCGCUUUCUUCACUGUGUUUGGAAUACUGGGAGUACAGCUGUUCAAGGGUAAAUUCUACCUAUGUGAAGGCCUGGACACCAGAAACAUCACCACCAAGUCAGACUGUCUGCUGGCCAACUACCGCUGGACACGCAGGAAAUACAACUUCGACAACCUGGGACAGGCGCUGAUGUCUCUGUUCGUGCUGUCCUGUAAGGAUGGAUGGGUCAACAUCAUGUAUGAUGGCCUGGAUGCAGUAGACCAGCAGCCGGUGAGGAACCACAACCCGUGGAUGCUCCUCUACUUCAUCUCCUUCCUCCUCAUCGUCAGUUUCUUCGUCCUCAACAUGUUCGUGGGCGUGGUGGUGGAGAACUUCCACAAGUGUCGUCAGGACCAGGAAGAGGAAGAGCAGCGGCUGCGGGAAGAGAAGAGGCUCAAAAUCCUGGAGAAAAAGCGCAGGAAGGCCCAACAGAGACCCUACUAUGCAGACUACUCCCCGGUGCGUCUCACCAUCCACACGUUGUGCACCAGCCACUACCUGGACCUCUUCAUCACCAUCAUCAUCGGCAUCAACGUCGUCACCAUGAGCAUGGAGCAUUACAACCAGCCACAGUAUCUGGAGGAGGCUCUGAAGUACUGUAACUACCUGUUUACCUGUAUCUUCAUCAUCGAGACCCUGCUGAAACUAGUGGCCUUCGGACUGCACAGGUUCUUUAAAGACAGGUGGAACCAGCUGGACCUGGCCAUAGUGCUGCUGUCCAUCAUGGGCAUCACUCUGGAGGAGCUCAAGAUGAACGCAUCGCUACCCAUCAACCCCACCAUCAUCAGGAUCAUGAGAGUCCUGAGGAUCGCUAGAGUGUUGAAGCUGUUGAAGAUGGCUACAGGGAUGAGAGCUCUUCUGGACACGGUCAUGCAGGCCUUGCCACAGGUGGGGAAUCUGGGUCUGCUCUUCAUGUUGCUGUUCUUCAUCUACGCAGCACUGGGAGUUGAGCUGUUUGGGAAACUGGAGUGUAACGACAGUAAUCCGUGUGAGGGUCUGAGUCGCCACGCCACCUUUGAGAACUUUGGGAUGGCGUUUCUCACGCUGUUCAGAGUCUCUACUGGGGACAACUGGAACGGCAUCAUGAAGGACACGCUGCGUGAGUGUCGUCCAGAGGAGCGCUCCUGUCUGACCUACCUUCCUCUGAUGUCUCCGGUUUACUUCGUGACCUUCGUCCUCAUGGCCCAGUUCGUGCUGGUCAACGUGGUGGUGGCGGUGCUGAUGAAACACCUGGAGGAGAGCAACAAGGAAGCCAAGGAGGACGCAGAGAUGGACGCCGAGAUCGCGCUGGAGAUGGAGAGAGCUAGACGUCUUAGCGCCGCCUCUAACGCGUCGGCACUGGGCGGGGCCUACGUGGGGCCACGCCCACACUCACCUGGUCAGGAGGAGGAGGGUCAGUGCAACCAGGAGGAGAAUGCUUUCUGUCACCAGGAACACAGCAGCCCCCUGCACCAAGCCUCAGCCAUGCGAAGACCAGGCCGUACUGCCCGGCCUCUCUCACCCUGUUCCCCUCACAUCGCCCCGCCAAGGCCCUCGCCCAGGGGGCUGCGAGACAGGUGGCUGUGA